Messenger RNA from Gadus macrocephalus (Pacific cod), 2163 nucleotides. RefSeq lists its product as uncharacterized. The record is from RefSeq and is a predicted model, not a curated record. The transcript is spliced from 2 exons. The coding region runs from base 58 to 2163 and encodes 701 amino acids. Gene Ontology annotation, molecular function: zinc ion binding. Lineage: Eukaryota; Metazoa; Chordata; Actinopteri; Gadiformes; Gadidae.
CUUCACACCAAUCCAUCUGCUCGCGUGAAAAACACGAAUUGCCCCUUCCAGCUGAAGAUGAAGAUAGGCACUCAGGCAUGCGGUUCCAUCGAGAUCGAGUGGGAACACAACCAUUCUGUGGCAACACUUGAGGCCUCCAAUUUCAGCAGUCUUUCCCAGGAGUGCACAGAAAAGGUCUUGCAAUUGUUUGAAAAAGGACACACCCCAGCAAUGGCCAGACAGCAGUAUUUGAAGGACCUAAAGGAUUCAUGUGAGGAUGAACUGGAUUUCCACAGAAAAAAAGCCAAUCGAGCAAUUAUGCCAAGGAGAAGGGAUUUCAGUUACCUUUACUCUCAGUUUGGCAAGGACAGGUAUGGUGGGCAAGGGGUUCUGAUGUAUGAGAGACUCGCUGAGAAACUAGUUCAGUACCAGGCUGAAAACCCAGAAGCUACAACUCGUCAUCAAAUAUAUGAGGGUGUUGGUAAGCCUCUCAUAAUUGCCAUUGUAACACCUCUGAUGAAUCGUGUGCACAAGGAAGUACAGCAGUCUGGUGAAUUGGUUUUUGUGGAUGCGACUUCCAACACAGAAGAGCACAAUCUGAAAGUGUUUUUAAUGUGCACACACAGUGUAUCUGGAGCACUACCACUUGGUAUCUUCAUCACUAGUGAUGAGCAAGAAAGCACACUUAAACAGGGUUUUGAAAUGCUUCGCUCCUGUUUACCUCAGCAUGCGUUCAAUGGCCGUGGCCCAGAACAAGGACCCCAAGUCAUCCUCACAGACAACUGCAAAGAAGAAAGAAAUGCACUGAAGUCUGUUUGGCCAUCUUGUGUUUUACUCCUUUGCAUCUUUCACAUGCUCCAGCAGGUCUGGAGAUGGCUUCAUGAGGGUAGCCAUAAUAUCAACCAAUCAGACAGGCCCCAUAUCCUAAACCUUUUUAAGAAGUCCCUAUAUGCCCAAACAAAGCAAGAAUUCGACAACUGUUUCAGUGCACUUUUGAAUGAUGACCAAUGCAAACGAUACCCAAAUCUACUGAGUUAUCUACACAAUCUGUUCAAAGACAAAGAAGCUUUUGCUCUAUGCUUCAGAACAGAACUACCUGUUAGAGGCAAUCACACGAAUAACUUUGCAGAGGCCCAGUUUCUGGUUUUGAAGGAUGUGAUUCUACGUCGUACAAAAGAGUACAAUGUUGUUGGGCUACUGGACAAGCUGACAAUUGAUCUGGAAGACCAUUACAAGAAUAAGCUGCUCAGUAUUGCUGAUGGAAGUUAUGAUGGUCUAUACAGGCACCGAUUCAUGGGGAAAGGAAAGGAUGGAAGCACAGGCUUCAAAGUUCCAGAUAAAAAACAGCUGGAUACCUAUCUCUCCACUGUGAGAGACUUUGGCAACAACAUCUUCAAAGUUGGAAGCGCUUCAGAUACCAGUCAAAGUUACACCGUGGACAUGAGUCUUGGAGUGUGUAGCUGCCAGACUGGUAAAGAUGGGACCCCAUGCAAACACCAGUAUGUACUGUGGAUGGCAAAUGUAGCACACUGUAUUAAUUUCAUCCCCGUUACCAACCCAGAAAGUAGACAAAAAUUGGCAUGGAUAGCAUUAGGGAAAACACUUCCUGUUGAUAGUUACAAUGCCUUACGCUCUUGUGAUGUGGGUGGUCAGAAAGAGCUUGCACAAGGCGACGGUCUUCCCAGCGAGGCAUCCACUAUCAUGGGAACAACACACUGCUCAACUCCUGUGGAGAUAGAAAACCCUGACUCUCCAGCUGAUGUUAUUGAAACCGCAGAACAUUUGUUGCAAACCAGCUGUAUGCAGAUACUCCAAAAGCUUCAAACCACCAGAGAUCUUAAUUUGGCAAAAGGGAUAGUUAAAUUUUCAAAAAGAGUAGAAUCCCUAAGCUCUGCAAGAGCUAUGCAAUCCAAUUUGGUGAGUGCUCUUUAUAAUUUUGGGGCUAGCGAGAUCAAGAAAACAGGAAUGGGCAAGAAAAUCAAGGUCCAACCAAACAGAAAAAGGAAGACUGGGAAUGGGAGUCGUCAAGCGGUACCCAAAGGACGGCCAGUGCAGCUACAUGAGCCCAAAAGAAAACGCACACACACAUUUACUACAGCAGUGCAGUCAAAUACCAACACUAGUAAGAAGUCUGGGACCCAUACCAUGCAAUCAAAGACAAAGCAUUUAAGAAGAAAGAAAUAA